This is a messenger RNA of Monascus purpureus, 315 nucleotides long. Lineage: Eukaryota; Fungi; Ascomycota; Eurotiomycetes; Eurotiales; Aspergillaceae. The record is from the annotation of a GenBank genome assembly.
AUGAUUCAGACGGAUCACCAGUCUAUGAAUACUCCGAUCAAGGUCUGCUUUGCGCAAUCGUUCUACAAACGACGUGGUGGUCUUCAACUCUUCCACAUUGCCAUCUAUGGUGACAACUUCGAUGUGCUAUGCAAGCUGAUCCAGAUCUAUCUUCCAGAUACAUCACUCACGGAGCCCCUGGAGGACCAUCUCAAACACUUCCAUGUCUCUCCCGUGGUUGAGGCUUGUGCGACUGCUAACGAAGAGAUGGUCUUAUGGUUGAUGAACCACGACCCACCGUUGGGAACGUUGCACUAUCGGGAUUCGGAGAGCUGA